This is a messenger RNA of Rhipicephalus microplus (southern cattle tick), 496 nucleotides long. RefSeq names its product protein AMBP-like. The record is from RefSeq and is a predicted model, not a curated record. Lineage: Eukaryota; Metazoa; Arthropoda; Arachnida; Ixodida; Ixodidae.
UAGGCCAAAAGGCUCCCGGUUGCUUAAAUCAACCUCUUUAUGGCAGCUGCCAUUCUACCAAGCUGGCGUGGUUUUUCGACAAUAAAGUCGGCCGCUGCAAAAUGUUCCGCCAAGGCGAGUGCGGAGUGGGUGGAAACUAUUUCGCAAGCGAAGUAAAGUGCAUGCAAGAGUGCCUUCGUAUUGGCAAUCCAGAGCCCGUCUGCAGUGCCAAACCAGUAUCAGCAUACUGUAUGGGUUAUGGCACGCACUGGUAUUUCGACCAAACCAAAAACAACUGCUAUCGUUUCAGUGGUGGCUGGUGUGGAAAAAAUGCAAAUGGAUUUAAGUCCCAUUUUCUCUGCAUGGAUUAUUGCAGCUAUCCAGAUGCAAGAGACUUCCCGUUGCAAUCUAAAAACAACAAUACAUACCCUGUGCAGCAGUUGCAGCAGCAAGUAAAGGGGCCUGGACGGUAAAUGUCUCAGAAGAUCUCCCUACACCUAAGUCGUUGCACAACUGG